GGAGGAGGUAAGGCAAUCCGGAAGUGGAUGUAAUGAAGAGGUGCCACUUGGCGGCCAUGGCAGCUGUAGUAUCCGUGGCUCCGGGUCAAGGCCCAGCGGAGUGGAGUAACAUGGGCAGCACUCGGUAUAGGGCAGAGACAGCUUUAUAUCAGCUUCGCUGCUGAACCCCUAAGACCCGUCGUUACAGACCAGCGGGAUUCCUGUCCUCAUUCUAGACUCGGAGGAGAGUUUGCCUGGAUUGGUGGGCUGGUCCCAGACCUGGGGGAAUCACCGGCGGGGCUGCCCGAGGGAAACAGGGGAGCCGGGAGAACGAACAAAUUCGCUUGGGUUUUUCUCCUUUUCUUGGUACUAUCUGGGACUUUGUUUGUGGAGGAAGUAGGCCCUUUAUGCUACCCUUAUUAUGACGAAUGAAGACAUCGCUCAUUCGCCUGUUUUCCCCAUUGACUCUUCUCAUCUCUUUUAACCCACGGGAAUUCAGGGACUGGUAUCUGAAGACUCGGGCUAGGACCUAAAAUUGCUGAAAGUUCUCUCUGGUGCUAGUAUCAGCAAAAAGAGGCUGUUUCCAGGUACGUUCAAGAGAAAGGUGCCUCUCGAACACGUCUGCUGGUGGGGAGGACGAAAGAACUGGAAAGUCCACUUGUUCUCUUGGAACCACCACACGCUCUUAAGAACCUAAGCAUCAUUUGAAGCCACCGAAAAAUUGUAGUCUAGUGGUGGUAGUGAGUGAAUAAAGGAGGGCAGAAUGGAUGAUUUCAUCUCCAUUAGUCUGCUGUCUCUGGCUAUGCUGGUGGGAUGUUACGUGGCUGGAAUCAUUCCUUUGGCUGUUAAUUUCUCGGAGGAGCGACUGAAGCUGGUGACUGUUUUGGGUGCUGGCCUUCUCUGUGGAACUGCGCUGGCAGUCAUCGUGCCUGAAGGAGUACAUGCACUUUAUGAAGAUAUUCUUGAGGGAAAACACCACCAAUCAAGUCAAACACAGAAUGUGAUUGCAUCAGAUAAAGCAGCAGAAAUACCAGUUGCCCAUGAACAUGAGCACAGCCAUGACCACACACAGCUGCACGCCUACAUCGGUGUUUCCCUUGUUCUGGGCUUCGUUUUCAUGUUGCUGGUGGACCAGAUUGGCAGCUCCCAUGUGCAUUCUACUGAUGAUCCAGAAACAGCAAGGCCUAGCAAUUCCAAAAUCACCACCACACUGGGGCUGGUCGUCCAUGCUGCAGCGGAUGGUGUUGCUUUGGGAGCAGCAGCUUCUACUUCACAAACUAGUGUCCAGUUAAUUGUGUUUGUGGCAAUAAUGCUACAUAAGGCACCAGCUGCUUUUGGACUGGUUUCCUUCUUAAUGCAUGCAGGCCUCGAGCGGAAUCGAAUCAGAAAGCACUUACUCGUCUUCGCACUGGCAGCACCAGUUAUGUCCAUGGUGACGUACUUAGGACUAAGUAAGAGCAGUAAAGAAGCCCUUUCAGAGGUCAAUGCCACUGGAGUGGCCAUGCUUUUCUCUGCUGGGACAUUUCUUUAUGUUGCCACAGUACAUGUCCUCCCGGAGGUGGGUGGGAUGGGGCACAGCCACAAACCCGACCCCACUGGAGGGAGAGGCCUCAGCCGCCUGGAGGUGGCCGCCCUGGUUCUGGGUUGCCUCAUCCCACUCAUUCUGUCCAUAGGACACCAACAUUAACUGUGGAGGGUCCAGCCUCAGUCCGUGGCCGUUUGCCAUCCAGUGAGAACAGCCGGCACGUGACAGCUGCUCACUUCCUCAGUCUCUUGUCUCGCCUGCCCAUCUCCACCUGUAUUCCGAAAGAGUCUGGAGGGAGGUGAGAUGAAAACCUGGAGUAAUGGAAAGCUUUCAGAGUAGAAACAACACAUUGCGAUUGGAUACAGACAUUCCGUUGUGUUGUCUUUCCAAGGGCCCUUGGCAUUUUGAGUUUUGAUGUUUCUCUUAACCCUAUUCUCAGGGAAGAUGGAAUUUAGUUUUAAGGAAAAGUGGAGAACUUCAUACUCUUAAUGAAAUAAUUAUGAAAGUACAGUGUUCUGUAAUUAAGCUAAAUCUCUUUCUUAGUUUAGAGGCUCUGCCACUUUAUCCAUUGAUUUUUAACAUGGUUCUCACCGUGUAAGACUGGUGCUUUAGCAUCUAUGCCACAUGCCUUGUUAGAAGGUCAUGACGCCCACUGUCUUAGAUGCUAAAGAUAAGUGUAGUUCAUUUGGGGCUAGAGUCAGGAAAAUGACGGCAAGACACGUUGAACGCUGACUUCAUACUCGGGAGAGAUAUCCAUUGAAGAGGGGGUGUCUGGAGAGACUUGAACACCUCCUUUUGCACGUGCCUCUUUAAAGAGAGCCUGCCAUUCCAUCAAAUGGAGCAACAGAGGUGGACCAGCUUUUAAAGACAUGACUAUUUUAUAGCAUUUCGUUUCAAGUUCUCCUUUGUGUAGAGUACCUGCCUCCAACACAGUCUAUAUAGAGGAGCCAAGUUCUAGUUCAGGCCUAGGCUUUCCUUCAAGAACAGCCAGAUCCCAAAGUAUCUUUGGAAAUUAAGAGGUGUUAAACUUUAAGUGAAUUUGGAUAGUUAGUGAUGUCUUUGUAGUAAUCUUUUUAAAAGUAAGAUUACCAAAACCUACAUUGUCCUUUCUUUUUCUUUUUAACUGUGUAUCUUAGCAGUCCCUCUGGCAGACUACUUGGUGUCCCCUGGGGACUGUUAGGCCAGCACCACAUAAAGCACCUACAGCAGUGAAGAAAGUCGAGAUGUGUCACAAAUGGGAAGUGUUUGCCUGUUGAUUUAAAGCUUAUUAAAAUCAUGUCUCUUGUCUCUUCAUCUUUUCCAUGCUUUUCUCCUAACUUCUCCCUCCAGCCCCUCCUUCCUGUAAUUUGCUGCUUACUGCUGGUGGCGAUGUUAAUACUUGUGUAAGUUGAGUUCUCAUCAGGACAACCACUUCUUGAACUGUGAUGAUGAAGAUAAUAUUGUCUGUGUUCUUUAUUCCCUUCAAUGAUGUUACCUUUGUGUCAAAUGCAGCUUUGUUAAACCCUUAAAUAUCACUUCCUCAUACAUGAGAUGACACAAUCACUAAUAUUCUGAUAAUUUAAACAAUUGAGAUAGUAAAAGUGUUAAGCAAAGUAGGAUAAUUUUUCAUAUUUGCCAAAAUCCCUUGUAAACCUUGUGUUAUGAAAUAAGUGUAUAAUAUUUGUAUUAUUAAUUUAUUCUGACUUUACCAUUUCAAAAGACAUUACAUAAAGAGGGAACCAAGACUAUUUUCUUCAGGGCAUUGGAUUUAAGAGUUUGUAAAUCAUUUUAUAUGGCGCCUAAGCCAGCAUGCCUAGGAUUUCUUUAUUUCCUUCCUAGAGUUGUCACUAGGUCAUCAGCUGUGGAAAUAGAACUUGCCAGCCCUCUGCUGGCUGUAGACCAAAGUAGCAUAAACAGGAUCUGGUUUUGGAUAGUGGCUGGCAACCAUUGCGUACAACCAGCAGAAAGUAAGUGACUGUCCUGAGAACGCCUCUGACUUAGGAGAGUUAUGAGGUUUCAUCUGGUCCUUCAGAAUGAUAUGGUUGCCUUGAUUCUCCCUGGAAAUAUACUUUGUUAAAUAAAUAGUUUGUUUUGGUGUCUGGUUUGGUUUGGAUAGUAGCACUUCCUAUCAUAUUGUUGUGUGCAGUGAUCAGAAAUUUGUUCUACUUGGCCACAGCCUCUUUCAGCAGUGCCUUGCCGUCACACUUAAAAAGUUUGGCUAGAAUAUCUUGCUGGAUAGGGCCUUGAACUCUGGCAAGGAUCGAACCAUUUAACUUCCAAAUUUGCCUUCCCCUCUGGACCUCACAUUAAUAAGCAGACCUUUCAAGGCCUAUCAGCUCUCAGAAGCUAUGGGCUUUCCCAGAUUUUAAAACUGCUGCCUUAGGAACUACUCAUUCCCCUCCUGGUCAGCAGGCAGAAAUAGCCAUACUAAUCCUACAGGGCUCAAAUGCGCCUUCAGGCAGCAGGGAACCGAGUAGCAUGGCAGAAGCCUCCUUCCCCAGGGGGAGGAACUUGCUCAUGGUGGACAGUGUCCCAAGAGAGGCCACACGGAUGGUCACUUAUUGGCACAUUUCAGUUCCAUUUUCCUCUUGUUUAAAACUGCCUCCUUAGAUGUGGAUGCCUUACUGCUCUCACACAUUUGGAAACAUUGGCUAUACCUAAGCUGCUGCCAUGAUCACAGAUGGAACCAAUGGCUACCAGAGAGGUGCAGUUGAUAAUGAAAAGCAUGGUCCUUCCUGCCUCGUAACCAAAGUUAACCUUAAUUGUAAUUUGACUCCCUUUCCUCGGUAGGGAUAGACUUUCUUCAGAUCUCGAGUGCUGUCUUAAAUUAAAUGGCAAAUUAAGUUGAAAAGCACUACUGGUCCAUUCUGUCACUUGUUCUCUAGUAAAUUGCUUAUCAGUCCCCAUACCCCCGAAGCAGUGAUGUUCCAGGUCUGAUGGCUUUCCUGUGCGUGUUGUUGCCAGAUUGCAUUUUUAGGCAAAGAUUCUGCACUGAAGUGUCGAGAGCUGGAAACGGUACCACCUACAGAGGCCAUGUGUUCUCUCUCCUCCCAUCACCUUUUUAUUUCCCUGUUUGAAACAGCCAAAGCUGUUCCUGUAUUUUGAAUCAGAAUAAAAGAGAGGUGGCUGUUUUGACUGGUCAGUUCUUUGUUGAAAAGAGAAAUGUAAUUGUGUUUUUUUACUGGCCUACUUCUACGUGUCAUUGCCUGACUUUUCUCUUUUUCAAGGAUUAGACCUAGGAGGAUUCGCCAGCCCGUCAGACACAUGGUAGCUAAAUACUGAACACGAGAACUGUAUGUCAACAACGCAAGGCCCCAAAGAACGUUCUUGCUAUGAGGCCCCGAUCCCCUUAGGAGACUGAGAAUCAUGACCAGAUUCAUUCAAAACUGCUGCAGGGCAAGGCGAGAACCCUCUAUAGGUGUUCUACAGGGAAACCUGCCUUGCGUUAAAAAAUUUCUGCUCAAUACAGAGUGGUCCACAUCACCCAAAGAGCACUGAUGGAGAUGCUAUGAAAUUAAAAUCAGUGAUGUAGCCCCUUUGUACCUGAGACAUCUAGAUUCACCUGAGAAGACCUGAGGGACAUUUGUGACUUGUAGGAAAGGACUAGACAACCAUUGGGAGUUUUCUAGAUAUGCUCAGCCUAGUAGAAGGAGACUGGCUUUGGUCUGUUUUCUGAGAGCCUCUUCUAGCAAGCUGGAAGCCCUGUGGGGUAACGCUGCAGUUCUCCUGGUUCAGUAGCCUGAACGGUGGUUUUAAAUGUCCCUUUUUUCUGGAUCCUUUGUAAACAUGAAAUCAUUCCAUGGAUGGCUGCCUUAUAAUUUUGUCUCUUUCCACCUUAAUUGUGAAUGGUUAAAACAAUUUUUUCGCUGUUUUCUGAUUUGUUUUCUGAUAUUAAAUUUUUAUUAGUGCAUA
This is a messenger RNA of Vicugna pacos (alpaca), 5395 nucleotides long. RefSeq names its product solute carrier family 39 member 9 (gene SLC39A9). Lineage: Eukaryota; Metazoa; Chordata; Mammalia; Artiodactyla; Camelidae. Gene Ontology annotation, molecular function: metal ion transmembrane transporter activity. The record is from RefSeq and is a predicted model, not a curated record. Gene Ontology annotation, biological process: transmembrane transport; zinc ion transport. Gene Ontology annotation, cellular component: membrane.